AUGCUCCGAGCACCGACGCGGAGUCCAGCUCUGCCGAGGGCCGCCGCGGGCGAUGUGGUGAAGCUUGCGAAGACCACAGGCCGCGGCGCAGCAGCGGCCGUGCCCCCGGAGGGCCCGCUGUCCGCCGCUUCAGCAUCCACGAGCUCGUCGCGCUCGGGGCCGCUGCCGCUUGCUCGCCUGCUGCGGCCUCCUCUGCCAGAGCCCACGGGCCCCCGCACGCAGAGGCUUCGGGCCGACCGCGCGAAGGCGCGCAGGGCUCGGCACGCGGUGGCGGCGGGCCAGGAGACUGCGGGGCCGCUGCUUCUCCAGAGGGGCCCGCACCAGCUGAGCAUUCCGGAGCAGGCCUCGGUGAAACCCUCGGUCGCCGCCUCGUGCAGGAAGAGCUACCACGAGUUCUCGAAGUGGGCGGCGCGGGAGCGAAUUCAGCUGCACACCGACGAGCAGCUGGAUGCGGCGGCCGUCGACUACCUCGACUCGCUCUACCUUGAGGGCUACGAGGCCGCGACGGCCGAGCGCCUCCUGGCCGCCAUCAAGUUCAUGCGGUUCCAGGUGCCUCUCGUUUUGGACUGCCUUGGGAAUGGACAGCUAUCUGCUAUAGCGGGCGCCCUCCUGGCUACACGGCGGAGGGAUGCUGCCCUGUGCCUGCUGACCUCCUACGACACCUACGCCCGCCCUGGGGAGGCCACGGAGGUCCAAGUUGGGGAUCUUGUCCUCCUUGCGGCCCGCCUCCAGGGCUACCGCCGCCUCUGCCUGGUGGCGCGGCCAGAGGAUCGCGGCCUGCCCCGCAAAGCGGGCAGUUUCGACGACACGGUGGCGGUGGAGGAUUUCGAUGCGCAGCUGUCGACCCACCUGGAGGAGCUGGCGCGGGGCCGCGAUCCCAGCGAACCGCUCUUCCGCUUGUCCGUCGCCCAAUACAAGGAGGCGUUCGAGGACGCAACGGACAUCGUGGGGCUGGGCGCCGAGCAGCGGGAUCUGGUUGCCAUUCAGAAGCGGGGCGGCUGGAAGACCUUCAACUCCGUGCGUCGAUGCGAAAAGUUCGGGAAGGUGCAGCAGGCGAUCAACAGGACUCCGCCAGAGACUCUGGCGUGCAGCCGCCUCGCUGUGAGGUGCCUCAACGGUUGGUUCCAUG
Messenger RNA from Prorocentrum cordatum, 1129 nucleotides. The record is from the annotation of a GenBank genome assembly. NCBI's taxonomy places the organism in Eukaryota, Dinophyceae, Prorocentrales, Prorocentraceae.